Molecule: messenger RNA, 239 nt
Organism: Balearica regulorum gibbericeps (East African grey crowned-crane)
Lineage: Eukaryota; Metazoa; Chordata; Aves; Gruiformes; Gruidae
Source: RefSeq, a predicted model, not a curated record
GCAAGGCCAUGGUCUGCUUCGGGAACAUGUUCAUCGAGCUCCCAAAAGCACAGACCAAGGAGAUGCUGCAGAAGGACCAGGAACAUCUGGAUGAGGAGAUAAACAACCUCCGGAAAGAGCUGCGUGUGAAGGUCAACCGCCUCUUUGAAGCUCAAGGUAAACCUGAGCUGAAGGGAUUUAACCUGAACCCCAUGACUGCCGAGGAAAUGAAGCUAAUCAAUCGCAUCCUGGAGGGCUGA